Molecule: messenger RNA, 3069 nt
Organism: Postia placenta MAD-698-R-SB12
Lineage: Eukaryota; Fungi; Basidiomycota; Agaricomycetes; Polyporales; Adustoporiaceae
Exons: 8
Coding region: 1-3069 (1022 amino acids)
Source: RefSeq, a predicted model, not a curated record
AUGGACGCACGAGAGCCGUGCCAGGCAACCAUUAGGACUCGGAGCCUGCCGAAGAUGACUCCUACGGCGCUGGUGAAUCACUCAUGUGAGCAACAAGCAGUCGCCGCGAUGCAGAACGCGAAUGUCUCCGAAUCGACACAGAUUGUCCCACAGAACAGGACGACGUUCCUGGAUCUCAACGACGAUGUCCUUACGACGAUCGUUUCCGAUUUCACCACCAAGGACUCCCUGCAGCUCUCUCUCGUUGCGCGACGGGUCCAUCUACUCGCGAAACGUCAAGCAUUGUCUUCUGUGACGAUGAAAUCCAUGCAAGCCAUCUUGCGCAUCUGCACCUACAUGCUUGACGAUGUGGCCGGCCGCUUGCAGUGGAUCCGGCGCUUGUCGGUGUCUGUCGGGCUGCCGUACCAAGGAAGCGGCAUUUUCACCCAACACAAUUGUCCACAGAAGCUGGAGGAAGCAUUAAGAGCCUUGGGGCUGCUCACGUCACUCUUCAAGCAUGCAAGUGGGCUCCGGCAUCUCCACAUCUCUCCCCUUGAGGACCUUCUAGUGUUUCAUCCACCACUCCUUGACGCUAUUUAUGCACAUGCUAACCUAGCUGAGCUGGAGCUGCUGCAAUGUGGAGGAUGCAAGACUAUUAAGCUAUUAGAUGAGCUGCAGAGCCAGCCGCGCAGCCUCGUGCUGGAGGUACGGACACAGGACGCGGAUAAGGACGCAAUCAUCUCCCGAAUUGGGAGGUUCCAUGAACUCCGUGCGCUGAGUCUCUAUGGUCUAUACACACCACGGCGUUCGGUUCGCAUGGAUACGGAGCACUUCAUGCGCAGCUUGCACCAUUCAUGGCCUAAAGUUACCGAUCUCACUCUGGCACAUUGCGAAAUCCAACUUCCUGCGAUCCUCCAUGCCUUCCCCAAUUUGCGCGCCCUAUCAUUCACUGAACGGGGUAGUCUGCACGAUGCGGCUCUCAACAGGCUAGGAUAUUCUGUCCCAUUACAGGGGACCGCCGGUCUCGAAUACGUCAAGGGGAGCGCACACCUAUUCGAGAAUUGGCCCACUGCGCGUCCCGUGUAUCACAUUCUCAUUCAAUCCAUACUCGCAACCCCAAGUCGGUCGGCAAUGGUUGGACCCACACGCUGCGGAGACUCUGAAAUACCAGUCCUACUGCGUAUGGUACACAAUGCUGAACCGAUCAUACUCACCUUCCGCAUCAUGGCCUUCGUGUCUUUACGCGAGUCGUUCUGGAAGAGCCUGGCAGCUGAGGCGACGAGACUGCGGUGUCUCGAGGUCGAGCUGUGCCUAUUCAGGCAGACGGAGAACCUCACGGCUGCGUUCCUGCAGUGGAUGACCAAUAUUCCGUCGAGUCUUUCCGGUGUCACGUCUCUGACCUACCUCGACAUUGGUAUAAAUGUCGGCAUAUCGCGGUUCAUCAGCUGCGUAAUUACAAUGAGACCGAAGCCUGUUGAUCUGGAGACAAGCCAGGAGUAUGCGGAACAGCUUGCGUCACUGAUCAUUGCGCAAAUUUCCUCUCUUCGUUACAUUUCUCUUGGGUUUAGUUCCCCAGGGCCACGUUCCUCUUGGAUGUGGAAGGUGGACGACGAUGAGGGAGAGCGUACGCUGCGUGCUGUUCCUCCAAACAUUGCACAACGGCUCAAGGUGGUGUUGAAAUCGCCCAAUUAUGAUCUUCAACGAGAGAGUGAAGUGAUGGCGACCCACUCGGAACCUGGGCAAGCGAGUGCAUGUUAUAGAGCUUUGAACAUCGACGAGUUGUACACCCGCAUCGUCUCACAUGUCGACAGCCAUAAUCCUCGCUCGCUCGCCAAUCUCGCUCUGACUUGCCGCAGUUAUAGCGAGAUACCGUUGAGGACACUGUGGUAUGAGCUUCGUGACCUAGCUCCGCUCCUAAAACUUCUCCCCUGUCACAAGUGGCGAGAAGUCAGCGAUGUUCAUGGAACCAAACGUCUUGAUAUCACCGCCUCGGGACUGGAGGAUGAUUGCUUCACGCGUAUGGACUACUACAGUCAUUUUGUGAAGAAGCUGAGCUUGCCGUUUAAGCGUGAAGCUGGACUUUCUCCGUCAGUCAUGGAAGUUCUUGCACUCAUCAAGCACCGCUGUCUGCUACCUCAAGGCCGGAGCUUCCAGUGGCAACCGAGAAGUAGCGUGUUCGUCGAGUGCACUGCGCCUCUUCUUGGACCAUCCCUCGAAACCUUGAUGAUCAACUCCGCCACGGUUGGGUUGGAUCUCAGCGCAGUUCUCCAGACGCUUCCGGAGCGCGCUCCUCGACUAACAAAACUCUAUAUCAGGGAGAUUGGCCGGCACGAAACGACGGCUACCUCGGUCGAAGAAUUGCUUCUUGCGCAAACAGCAUCCUUGACGACCUUCUCCUUCACUGGCACUCUCACCUCCAACAGCAUCCUUGCGCUGGCUAAAAUGCCUAAUCUCGUGGCCGCCGUUGUUGGUACGAGCGCAGACCAACUGUCCAAAGUCUCCUUUCCGGUGGGAUCCUUCCCUGCUCUGGAGACCUUGGACAUCAAGCUCGACAAGCUCGAUCGAUCGAUAUCUCCGCUGCUGAACGCAAUCGACUCGACGUCAUUCACGCAUUUUCGACUGACCGUCGCGGACCCGCACUCAUCUGGGCUCCUGACCAGCCAUAUGCGGGCUCUGUCGCGCUUUCAUCUUGUUUUCCUUCAAGUGCUCUUGGGACGCAUAGAUGCCACUGGGUCUAGCUAUCUGGGAAGCUCAGAGGACGUGGUCUCGUUGGGGACACUGAGGCCACUCUUGGACAUUCAGUCACUGCAGUAUCUCGGCGUUCGAGCGCCGCGUCUGGAGGUGGACGAACACAUGCUCGACGCGAUCUCACGAUCACUACCUCACAUCAAGGCGCUGUCUCUCGAGAAUAUGUCCGGCGAAUUGUCUCCUGGUCUCGGUGUACUCCUGCCGCUUGCGCAGCAAUGUCGCGAACUCUGCCACGUGAGGAUGGACUUCAAUGUCAGCAUUGUUCCGCCCAUCCCCACUGGCAUAUGUUCCAAUAACACCAUGUGUACGCUGUCCGUUGCAAAGACGCAACCCGUAGUAUGA